Fukomys damarensis (Damara mole-rat) is the source of this 1548-nucleotide messenger RNA. It is a transcript of the gene Gpr63, whose product is annotated as G protein-coupled receptor 63. Lineage: Eukaryota; Metazoa; Chordata; Mammalia; Rodentia; Bathyergidae. The coding region runs from base 147 to 1406 and encodes 419 amino acids. The transcript has a single exon. The record is from RefSeq and is a predicted model, not a curated record. Gene Ontology annotation, molecular function: G protein-coupled receptor activity. Gene Ontology annotation, biological process: G protein-coupled receptor signaling pathway. Gene Ontology annotation, cellular component: membrane.
AAGAACUCCUAUGGAAGAUGGAACUCCUUGUCCAUUUUCCAGAAUCUGUUUCCAAGUCCAUCAAAGGAACCUGAUACUGCUGUUCUGUUUUGAAAUGCUUGAAGAACACCCACAUCUCUGCCUGCACCUUCCAUCCUCCUGAAAUCAUGGUCUUCUCACCAGUGUUGACAGCUUCCCAUACUGGGGCAUCCAACACAACAUUUAUAAUCUAUGAAAACUACUACAUGAAUAUUACAGUCCCUCCACCAUUCCAGCAUCCUCGUAUUGGUCCACUACUUAGGUAUAGUUUUGAAACCAUGGCUCCGACUGGUUUGAGUUUCUUGACAGUGAAUAGCACAGCUGUGUCCCCCACACCAGCAGCUUUUCAGAGCCUAAAAUUGCCUCUCCAGAUCAUCCUUUCUUCUAUAAUGAUAUUUAUUCUAUUUGUGUCUUUUCUUGGGAACUUGGUUGUUUGCCUCAUGGUUUACCAAAAAGCUGCCAUGCGAUCUGCAAUUAAUAUCCUCCUUGCCAGCCUGGCUUUUGCAGACAUGUUGCUUGCAGUGCUGAACAUGCCCUUUGCCCUGGUAACUAUUAUUACUACCAGAUGGAUUUUUGGGAAAUUCUUCUGUAGGCUAUCUGCUAUGUUUUUCUGGUUGUUUGUGAUAGAGGGAGUUGUCAUCCUGCUUAUCAUUAGCAUUGACAGGUUCCUUAUUAUUGUCCAGAGGCAAGAUAAAUUAAAUCCAUAUAGGGCUAAGGUUCUGAUUGUAGUUUCUUGGGCAACUUCUUUUUGUGUAGCUUUUCCUUUGGCUAUAGGAAACCCUGACCUACAGAUACCUUCCCGAGCCCCACAGUGUGUGUUUGGGUACACAACAAAUCCAGGUUACCAGGCAUAUGUUAUUUUGAUUUCUCUCAUUUCUUUCUUCAUACCGUUCCUGGUGAUACUGUACUCAUUUAUGGGCAUACUCAACACCCUUCGGCACAAUGCCUUGAGGAUCCAUAGCUACCCUGAAGGUAUAUGCCUCAGCCAGGCCAGCAAAUUGGGUCUCAAGAGUCUACAGAGACCCUUCCAGAUGAGCAUUGAUAUGGGCUUUAAAACACGUGCCUUUACUACCAUUUUGAUUCUCUUUGCUGUUUUCAUUGUUUGCUGGGCCCCGUUCACCACUUAUAGCCUUGUGGCAACAUUCAGUGAGCACUUUUACUAUAAGCACAACUUUUUUGAGAUUAGCACCUGGCUACUCUGGCUUUGCUACCUCAAGUCUGCAUUGAAUCCACUGAUCUACUACUGGAGAAUUAAGAAAUUCCAUGACGCCUGCCUGGAAAUGAUGCCCAAAUCCUUCAAGCUUUUGCCACGGCUCCCUGGUCACACAAGGCGACGAAUACGCCCCAGUUCUGUUUAUGUGUGUGGGGAACAUCGGACAGUGGUGUGAAUAUUAGAACUGUCUGACAUUUUAGGUGAUGAUUGUUCUUUAUUGCGUUUAAAUUUUUUUAUCUGGCUUCUCCACUUAAACUUUAUUGGUUUUUAGAGAGAGAGAGAGAGAGAGAGAGAGAGAGAGAGAGUGUGUGUGCGUG